UAGGUUUGGUCGGAAAAAUAAAUGGAUAAUAACCUUACUUCUUUGUCGUCUUCUAUGCUCUCUAUUACGCAACAAACUCCAGCCAUAGUGUCCUCAUCUCCGACGGAACUACUCCAGCAAAAACUCCGGUUUAUCGUGGAAACCUCGCCGGAUCAAUGGGCUUACAUCAUUUUUUGGCAAAAGAUGAUUGAUGAUCAAUUAGACCGGUCUUACUUGGUUUGGGUUGACGGCCAUUUCCGUGGAAACAAGAACUACACAUCCCAAGAAAAUCAUACAACUAAGAGCAUCGAGUGUGAGCUGAUGAUGGACGGUGGAGAUCUUGAAAUGUUCUAUGCCACAUCGUUUUACGGUGAAGAUGGGUUGUGGAGAAAGGAAAUUUCCGAUGAAUCUUUAGUUUGGCUAACCGGUCUCGACGAACUCCGGUUUAGUAGCUACGAGAGAGCUAAAGAAGCUAGUUUUCACGGAGUACACACAUUCGUCUCCGCACCCAUACACAAUUGCAUCAUCGAACUUGGUUCGUCUGACUCCAUUAACAAAAACUGGAACUUCAUCAACCGGGUCAAGUCAAUAUUAUUCGGGUCAGGCAAAACCCUAGAACUCACCAACCAAACCGGUUCUUAUUCUAAACCGGUGGAAUCAGAUCACUCGGAAAUUGGAAAUCAGCAAUUCAGAUCGGAAAACAAACGGAUGAAGAAACUCGAGAAGACGGAUGGCGCUACGGCGAAAGAAGUGUCCCACGUGGAGGCGGAGAGGCAGCGAAGAGAGAAGCUAAACCACCGGUUUUACGCUCUACGUGCCAUCGUACCAAACGUAUCAAGAAUGGACAAAGCGUCGCUUUUAGCCGACGCCGUUUCGUACAUCGAAGAUCUUAAAUCCAGAAUCGAUCAUCUCGAAACUGAGAUGAAGAGUUUGAAGACGACGAUGACGGAAACUGAUAAAUUAGACCACAACAGCAGCAACACGUCUCCGUCUUCCGUAGACCAGGUCAACCAAAAACCAUCGGAAGCAAACUUGGAAGUGCAAGCGAAGAUCGUCGGAGACGAAGCCGUGGUUAGGGUUCAGACGGAGAAUGUGAACCAUCCUACGUGUGCAUUGAUGAGUACGUUAAUGGAAAUGGAUUGUCGUGUACAACGCGCGAACGCGUCGCGUUUGGGGCAGAUUAUGGUACAAGACGUUGUUGUUUUGGUUCCAGACGGAUUACGAUCGGAAGAUAUGCUUAGGACCACACUUGUCCGAAACCUAAGCUCACUAUGCUAAGUUUAGUCAUGUAUACGUGAUGAAACUCGUUAAUAAUGCUUUGUUAUCAAUAUAAUUAGUAUUAAAACUUUUAUAUAAAUUUGUGCGAUGAUUAAAAUGUGUGG
This is a messenger RNA of Capsella rubella, 1361 nucleotides long. Its product is annotated as transcription factor bHLH14. Gene Ontology annotation, cellular component: nucleus. The coding region runs from base 22 to 1257 and encodes 411 amino acids. Lineage: Eukaryota; Viridiplantae; Streptophyta; Magnoliopsida; Brassicales; Brassicaceae. Gene Ontology annotation, molecular function: protein dimerization activity; DNA-binding transcription factor activity; transcription cis-regulatory region binding. The transcript is spliced from 2 exons. The record is from RefSeq and is a predicted model, not a curated record. Gene Ontology annotation, biological process: regulation of DNA-templated transcription.